This is a messenger RNA of Medicago truncatula (barrel medic), 2140 nucleotides long. RefSeq names its product pentatricopeptide repeat-containing protein At5g43790. Lineage: Eukaryota; Viridiplantae; Streptophyta; Magnoliopsida; Fabales; Fabaceae. Gene Ontology annotation, molecular function: protein binding; zinc ion binding; RNA binding. The record is from RefSeq and is a predicted model, not a curated record. Gene Ontology annotation, biological process: RNA modification. Bases 269 to 2074 code for a protein of 601 amino acids. The transcript has a single exon.
CUCACAUUUCAUCCAAUUAUUUUAUGUAAAAAAAAAAAAACUCAUUCGGAUCGAGAGACAUGGCUCAACCAUUUUCACCACCGGUCGCCACUCCUUGACCCGCCGCCUUAAACCUGCCGUGCACCGCCGCGCACAGCCGUCCUGCAGCCACCACCAUCCCUCUCACCGCCAGAUACAAUCACAGGGUACUGACAGUGUUGUUACCAUUUGGUUCUGUUCUGAAAGAAACAUAACCAAAUCUUCAUCAAACUCAAAUUUUCUUGAUUUCAUGAAACCCAAAAACCACAUAUUUAACCACCCAACACUCCAAACAUUACAACAAAAAUGCAACAAUUUCAAUACCCUUAAACAAAUACACACCCAAAUAAUAACAACUGGUCUAUCAUUUCAAACAUAUUGUCUUAGUCACUUAAUUAAGAUAUCCUCUAAAUUUAACUUACCCUAUGCUUUCAAAAUCUUUAAUUAUAUCUCAAACCCAACAAUUUUCCUCUACAAUACACUCAUUUCAUCUUUGAUUAAUCAAACUAAUCAAAAUCAAAUCCAUUUAGCAUUCUCACUUUAUAAUAAAAUUCUCACAAACAAAAAUCUUCAACCUAAUAGUUUCACUUUUCCCUCACUUUUCAAAGCUUGUUGUUCUAACCAAUCAUGGUUUCAUUAUGGUCCAUUACUUCAUACCCAUGUUUUGAAAUUUCUUCAACCACCUUUUGAUAAUUUUGUUCAAGCUUCAUUGCUUAAUUUUUAUGCUAAAUAUGGGAAAAUGUGUGUGUCGAGAUAUAUUUUUGAUCGAAUUAAUGAACCUGAUUUGGCUACGUGGAAUGUUAUUUUGAAUGCUUAUGCGCGUAGUUCGAGUUAUCAUAGUUACUCGAAUAGUUUUGAUGAUGCUGAUUUUUCGUUAGAGUCGUUGUAUUUGUUUCGUGACAUGCAAGUGAUUGGAAUAAGGCCUAAUGAAGUUACGAUUGUUGCGUUGAUUAGUGCUUGUUCUAAUUUAGGUGCUGUUAGUCAAGGUUUUUGGGUUCAUUGUUUUGUGUUAAGGAAUAAGAUUAAGAUGAAUAGGUUUGUGGGAACUGCAUUCGUUGAUAUGUAUUCGAAAUGUGGAUGUUUGAAUCUUGCAUGUCAAGUGUUUGAUAAAAUGCCUGAAAAUGAUAGGGAUUCGUUUUGUUAUACUGCAAUGAUUGGGGGUUUUGCUGUUCAUGGUUAUGGGAAUCAAGCACUUGAACUUUAUAGAAAGAUGAAGUUUAAGGGUUUAGUUCCUGAUAGUGCAACUUUUGUGGUUACGAUGUUUGCUUGUUCGCAUGUUGGAUUAGUGGAAGAAGGGUUGGAGAUUUUCAAAUCCAUGAAGGAGGUUCAUGGGGUGGAACCGAAACUCGAGCAUUAUGGAUGCUUGAUUGAUCUUCUGGGUCGAGCCGGGCGAUUAAAGGAGGCAGAGGAGUGGUUAGCAGAUAUGCCGAUGAAACCAAAUGCGGUAUUGUGGAGGUCUUUACUUGGUGCAGCAAGAAUUCAUGGUAAUUUAGGUGUUGGAGAAGUUGCUCUCACAAAGUUAAUAGAGUUGGAACCAGAAACUAGUGGAAAUUACGUGCUUUUGUCGAAUAUGUAUGCUAGUGUUGGUAGAGUGAAUGAUGUUAAGAGAGUGAGGAAGCUAAUGAAACAUCAUGGUGUUAACAAGUUGCCGGGUUUUAGCUUAGUGGAAAUAAAGGGUGCAAUGCAUGAGUUUCUUACAGGUGACAGAAGUCAUCCAUUUUCAAAGGAGAUAUAUUUGAAGAUCGCGGAGAUUAAUAGUAGACUUGAAGAAUAUGGUCACAAGGCAAGAACAUCAGAGGCUCUGUUCGAUCUAGAAGAAGAGGAUAAGGAAGGUGUACUCUCUUACCAUAGUGAAAGAUUAGCCAUAGCAUUUGCUCUUAUAGCAUCUCCUUCAAGUUUAGCUAUAAGAAUUAUUAAAAACCUUAGAGUUUGUGGGGAUUGUCAUGCGUUCACCAAGCUAAUAUCAGUGGCAUAUCAUAGAGAAAUCAUAGUUAGAGAUCGAAAUCGGUUUCAUCAUUUUAAAGACGGGAGUUGCUCUUGUCUAGAUUACUGGUGAUAAUACCAUGUAACAUGUUCACCUCACAACAAAAUCAAUACCUGAAUGAAAAUAUAUAGUUUGCUA